UGUUGGCGUCAGAAUAGAAACUUUCCUGGGCUUGGAAAGGGCUCCUGUUCUGCUGGGGACUUUGGUUAGAAGUGAGAUCCCCGCCCCUGGUCUGAUUGCCCCACCCUUUCCCCCCGGGCCAUUGUCGCUGUCCCCUGCGUGCGUGCGUGGGCCCUCUGCUUCCCCGUCACGCUGCGUGGGUUCAAAAACACGAGGCCAUCCAUGCGUCCCUUGUCUGACCUUUAACCCGAGCCGUGGGGGUUGGGCUUGUCCGGCGCCUACACGCGCGAUCAGCUGAUGAGAGCGCAAGACGACCCAACGGUUCUGGCUGAUGGGUGAGGACGCAGCCAUGGGUCUCCGCCCUGGGCGGCCGCGGGGUGGGGCCUGAGAGCGGAGUGGGGGUGGCCAGGAGGCGGGGAGGAGGGCCGGGCUCGAUCGAUCACUGGUUCCUCCCUCCCCGGUGGAGAAGUGCAGACGCAGCUGUUCCCACGAGGAGAAAAUCUCCCCGAGAGUGGGUUUCUCGGCCCUCUGACCUGUGGCGUGGCUCAAACUUAAGGAAAUUGUGACAAAUACCCCAUCGUGGGCGGUUUACAACCUUAUCUGUACCGCUUUUCUCACAUUGUUCUGUGCAUUUCCAGUGUAUUACAUAAUAAAGGUCGCUUGUAGGGAAGAUGUCUGAGAAACUGAGGAGAUGCAGAAAGGAGCUGACUGCAGCCAUCGACCGGGCCUUUGAAGGAGUCAGCCAUUCCCAGGAGUGCUCGGGCCGCCCGCGGGUGGAGCUGGACGCCGCCCCACUCGCCUUCCCCCUCCCCGUGCACCGGCUCCUCUGCCGGAGGCACCCGCUGGUAGCCUGCUCCUCUGCGGCUCCAUUCUCUCCCGUCCGUGGCGCUCCGGAGAACGAGAAUGUGGCCUUUGCACCAAACCAUGCCCCCGUGAAUGCAAAGCCCCAGGCGCUCUGCCCCAAAAGAAAACCUCUGAGCAGCAAGGAAAACAUCCUGAUGCGUUCCUCCAUUUUGGCACCCGAAAGACAGUUUUGGCGAGCAACAGGAGAUGGGGAGAACUGGAGAAAAGACAGUCUAAGGAAUGAUACAGAGAAGGAUUUGAAAGUUGACCCAAGCAUCCCACUCGGUUCCAGCCAAGAGGUCACAAAGGAUCUGCUUGAUAUGAUUGACCAUACAAGCAUCCGAACUAUUGAAGAAUUGGCUGGUAAACUAGAAUUUGAAAACGAGUUGAACCGUGUGUGUGGCCACUGUGAAGAUUCGCCUUUCAAGGAGGAAGCCUGGGCCCUGCUGGUGGACGAGAGCCCUCAGAAGGCCCCGGACGCAGACUCUGGCAGCCUCAAGCAGGCUUUCGAUGACCACAAUAUCGUGGAGACUGUUCUGGACUUGGAAGAGGACUACAAUUUGAUGACCUCUUUUAAAUACCAAAUUGAUUUAUCUGCAGUGGACCUGAAUCACUUCUGCAGAAAGAAGAAAUUAGAGUUGUUUUUUAAAACCUUCACCUCCAACCAGCCGUGGGCAUCCCUCACCAGAUACCUGCCCAGAGUUCAUCUUGGCAAGCCAAACAAUCACUGGAUUGUUUCCGUGGAAACACCAAACUGCAGUUUGGAUUAGCAGAAUCAAAAUAGAAACAAGGCAGCUUCAAGAAUAAAUAGGAGCUUUGGAACCGGCUAGUUGCCAACUGCAAGUUCAACUUACAGCACAAGGCAUGUGAGAAGCUGGGCCCAUGCAGUUCUGUAAGGAGGGGUUUCCAGGUCCUCUGGCUGCAUGCUGCCUGCCGGGUUGAGGCCAAAAUCACUAGAAACCAGCUCUGUCAGUGUAUUGGUAAACUUUGUAACAACACUUAGGGCAGGAGGUGGUCUGCAGAAGCAAGCAAAGGCUGGGGACUGGAGGAAAAGAAGGGAGAAGGGACAGGAAAGAGGAGAGAUGAGUAAACGCCAAGUGAAGGUCCAGCAAGGAGCAGAGGCCACGCUGAGGCUCGAGAGUAGAGCAGCAGUUCUUUCGAGAGGACGAUUCAAGGGUGGCCAAGGGCUGGAAGCAGUGACCCCGCCCUCAGCCCCUUCCAGAUUUCAGUGUUUCCCUGCAUUCCUGGGCCUGGCCGGCUAGCCACAGAGAUCGAGACUAGAGCCUGAAUUCUUGCCAGGUAAGCUCUGGGGGCACUGAUGGUCAGUAAGCGUCUGCCUCAGUGUGGCUCCAGCCAGCAUAAUCAGGCACACAAGCCUACCUUCUCAUCUCUGAGUCUCAAGGCUGCCUGCCUCCUGCUCCCCUCACCAGGGGAGUGGGGGAGCCACCUCUUGGCCCACCAGCCCUGCCUCCUUAGCAUUCUGCUGGACCCUGCAUUUCCAAGCCCAGGGAAGACUCCAAGGGGGUCAGGAGACCAGGAGGAUAGAGACAGACCACCUGGGGUACCUGUGCCCCUCACCUUGGCCUCCAGGAAUGUGCUGGUAAGGCAGCACCAUCCUGCCGCAGGAGAAGCCGUGAGCUAUUAAUGAUCAAAGAAAUUGAUGAAAAGGAUUCCCUCCUCUUGAAUGACGGGCCAGGGGCUCAUCCGCUACCGGAGGGAGCCUCCUCUUAACAGAGGCACAAGAUGUUUGAUACGGCAGAGAAGGCCAGUGAACCAGAAAGGGGAACCGGGGGGGCCACUGAACCUGCUUGUAGGUCGUUAUUGAGAAGACUGUCAUCCGGAGACAAUCUGAGGCUCUGGUAAUUUGCUUUCUCCCUGGAGUACGUGGGAGAACAUUAAUAUUUUAGGUUCCUGCUAAAUAUUUAUAGAGGGAGCAAGGUUUUACUCAGGAAAUCUACUGACAAUGGAUUGCAGCCCUAGAGGGGAAGGACUUUCUGUGCUAGGCCAGCUGGAAAAUGCCUGAUUUGAUGAAGAGUUUUGGCCUAAGGCCUGGCAUGAAAAAUAAUUUUAAAACCUGCUCAGCUCUUGUAGGAAGGAGCUAUCUUUUUUGAGGGCAAAAAGGCUGUGGUUUUCUGGGUACUUUGGGCAGGAGCUGGCCUGGGAGAGAGGAAUGCGCAUCUUAUAGGAGACCUGUCGUCGGGAGCCCUGUCGUCAGGAGCCCUUUGGAACAUCUAAGACAAAAAAGGGAAGUUGCAGAGGGCUACUGGAGAGACCCAACUUUUAGGACAGGCUGCCAGAAGCUGUUUGAUAAGCAAGCUAUCCCUGCCCUCAGUAAAUGUUUGUCAGGUGUCUCCUAGUGACACACCACUCCUGGAUGCUAAGAAUACAGUAGGGAUGAGGUGGAGGCUGUUCUUUUAUUUUUUUACAGCUGCUGUUCUUGCUUCUGGAGUUUAUAUUCCACUAUGCAAGGUGUGCAAAAAUACAGAAUUAAAAUAUCAUUUCAGAUGGAACUAUCUGAGAGAAAUGAAAACAGGGUAAGGGAAUGGGCAAUGAGGAGGGCAAGCCCCUUAAGAGACCUGUCUGUAGGUGAUGUUUAAAUUGAUACUUGACUGUCAAGACAAUUAGGUGCUACAAGUGGCUUUUCCAUCCUCAGAUGGUAGCUGGGGUUGUAUAGUGGGAGGAGCCCCUAGGUGGGCCCUGGACCAGUAGACCUCCCACCACAUCCGCCCCUGUGUAGCUCCUUAGAUCUCUAUCCAAAAAUGUGUGCUUCAGGGAUGUGCUGGGCUGUGUCAUGCUCACCAAAUUUGGCAGGAACACAAUAGUUAAAAUAAAAAAAAAAAACCCUUAGGAAUAAAAUAAGAAAUAUAAUAUCCUUUCCUGAUGAUUACUAGAGACAGGCAGUGUAAUUUUAAUUAGCCCAGCCUUGUUAGGUGUUAAAUGUACUGCUUAUUCUACAAAAACACCCAGUUCAUGUAACACUGAGUCACUCUGGCCUUUUGACUUUAAACAAAAUAAAAUACUUCUGAAGAAAUACAGGAUUUCAUAACACAGCAGAAUUAAGGAAUAGAGGGUCCUGCUUUGGCAUUCUAAAGUUGGAAGGAAACUUCAAUGAGAAGGCCACAGUCAUCAAUGUUGGUGGAGUUUUCUCAACAGGGUCUCAGCUUUGAAGUAAAAUGAUUAAACUUUUCAACUUAGAGCAAUAAAACAUUUCCAAAUGCAGACUGCUCUGCCCUACAAGCCUCAGAGUAGCUGCUGCACACCGCCUGUAGCCUGUUUGGGAAGGGCUGGGUUCCCUUUUCCCUUGCCACCUUGGCAUAAGCAAAGAAAACCAGCGGGGAAGGCAGUGGAGGCUAGCAGAGGGGUGAGCAGAUAACCCUGAGACCCACAGAGGGCGCAGGGUCCAGGGCCGCCUGAGGCAGGGCCCAAGUCUCACUGUCUUGCCCUUACAGAGGGCUGCUGCCAUUGCCUGUGGCCGCAGGACACAGGAGGCUGUCGGUCUGGAAAUGAGAGAGUGAAAGCAGCUUCGGUUGUUACUGCCAAAGGUAUCACAGGCAAAUUAAACUCUACCAAAUUUUUGUGGGAUACACACCCCUGAAAAUAAAAAAUAUAAAAGAAAUCAGGAGCUAUUAUGGUCUACCUAGAAGCCCCAUUUUCAGGCAUUCCCUGGCAGUCCAGUGGUUAGGACUUAGUGCGUUCACUGCAGUGGCCCAGAUUCAAUCCCUGGUUGGGGAACCAAGAUCCCCAAAAGCCACCUUGCACAGCACCCCCCACCCCCCACAAAAAAAGCCCUAUUUCAAUGCUGUCCUGGCUUAAAGAUGGGAAAAUUCUGGAAGGUGUCCAUCCAUGAGGAUUUUUACUUUCAUAACAAUCAGUUUGAGUAGGGUAUGGUUUAUUAAAACGUAUGAGAAGGAAUAAAAAG
Molecule: messenger RNA, 4741 nt
Organism: Cervus elaphus (red deer)
Lineage: Eukaryota; Metazoa; Chordata; Mammalia; Artiodactyla; Cervidae
Gene: C24H3orf62
Product: chromosome 24 C3orf62 homolog
Exons: 5
Coding region: 651-1592 (313 amino acids)
Source: RefSeq, a predicted model, not a curated record